AUGCUGCCGUACCUGUUCCCCGAUCUGUCCACCUUUACUACAGUCGCCGAUCUUAUCACCCACCUUCGCACUAGUGAUGCUCGCCUGCGUGCCGCCCUUCCCACCGAGUUCUGCGCUAAGAACCCCCCUCCACUGUACUGGACACUCCACUUCAUAGUCACCCGUCUCCCUGACACCCUCCGCUCAGUUCGAGACCACUUCCUUGCUCGCUGUCCCACUGAGCUCACAGUCGCCCUCCUAGAGGAGCACCUGCUCGCGGCCGAAAAGAGCAUUGUAGCUGUCGGUGCUGCUCGUGGCGCUCCUCGCACCCCCAUCUUUGAGGGGUGUUCUCCCUCUCCCCUCGCUCCCUCCUACGCUGCUGCUGUUGCUGUUGACUUCCUUGGUGCUGAGUCUGUUGGCGCUGCUUCUACUCCUGGUGGGAGGCGCCGCACCGGCAAGGGCAAGGGGGGCAAGGGUGGUGGUGGUGGCGCUGGGGGGGGAGGAGGUGGGGGAGGUGGGGGGGGAGGCGGUGCUGGAGGGAGCGGUGGCGGGAGCGCUGGUGGGAGUGGGGUCGGUGGUGGAGACGGGGGCGGCGGAGGGACCAGUGGCAGUAGUGGCGGCGGCGGCGGUGGCGGCGGUGGCGGUGGUGGCGGUGGUGGCGGUGGCGGUCGGAGCGGUGGCAGUGGUGGCGGCGGAGGUCGGAGUGGAGGCACUGGCUCUGGCCAGAGCUCCCAGCAGCAGCAGCGUCCCCAGACGACCCAGCAGCUUCGUGAGUGGCUUGCUCAGCGUGGGACGUCGGGGGCCAGUGCCCGCUGUUCUUAUGUCAUUCGCACAGGUGACCGCAAGGGACAGACGUGUGGGAGCUCAUGA
Molecule: messenger RNA, 849 nt
Organism: Closterium sp. Yama58-4
Lineage: Eukaryota; Viridiplantae; Streptophyta; Zygnematophyceae; Desmidiales; Closteriaceae
Source: the annotation of a GenBank genome assembly